Molecule: messenger RNA, 1286 nt
Organism: Saccoglossus kowalevskii
Lineage: Eukaryota; Metazoa; Hemichordata; Enteropneusta; Harrimaniidae
Product: ATPase PAAT-like
Source: RefSeq, a predicted model, not a curated record
AUGGAAAGACUGCAGAAUUGUUGGGCGUCGGUCUCAUGGACCCAAGAAACGUCCGGAUUUGACGUCAAUGCUAUUCUCAGCCAUGUGAUGGCAAACGAACUUCAAGGUGACCAAGAUGUUAUUUCCACAACAACAGGUGGUGUACAUCUAUCAUCGCCUGUCACAAGAGGGUCUGCAGAUGCAGCUCCAGAACCAUGUUUACUUGAGUUGUCAUGCCAACAACAUCUGUGUAUGGUGUCUGUGGUGGUCAUCAGUGAAGCCCGCCAUAUUGAGUGCUACUCGAACGAGGAAUACUGUGGAACUGCUAGAGGAUCUAAAAUAGAUAUUGAAUCAGAUCAAAAUAGUCCAGACGUGUUGUACCAGUGUGAUUGGAAGUUUGAAAAACCAGUGAAAAGCUGUACAAUGAAGUUUCUGUCAUUAAGAGAUAAGUACCAGAUGUGGUUACAUCAUGUGAGACUCACAUUAGAUGAAUCCCGACAUGUUGACAUUAAUGACUCAGGACUGAACAAACCCAGUAUAGACAUGUCUGAAGUUAGACGUAUGUUAGGAUCGAUGAAUCAACAAGUUGAUGAUAAAGCACAAAGACUUAUGACAUCGGUUGAAGAUUAUCAAAAGAAUCAAAGUGCAAUGCUAGGGGGAAUACAAAGUUUAACGAGGGACUCCACACCAGCAAACGCUGGAGACAAUACUACGGGGAUGCUUGGGAUGUUAUCAAUGCUCAACAAUUUGUCCACUUUACAAAUUGCUCCAAGAACCACAAAUGCAGUUGAUGUGAAUGACACUAGUGGCAGUGCCGACCAGAAUGCUAUGUACUCUAUGUUGAAAAAUGUCUGCUCUGAAGUAACAAUAAGAAGGAAAAAUCAAGAAGAUUCAAAGGAAAUGAUGGAAAAAUCGACUGAUGAAACAUUUGAGAAAAACGAAAGGCCAACACUGGAUUCACAUGUAGUAGCAACACAGCAAGAUAUAAUACUGGAGGAAAGAUUGACGGAGAAAAUUAACCAGGCCGAGGAGAGAAUCUUAAAGAGUGUGGAAAGACAAAUAUCGGCUUUGCAGAUUCAUAUUGACAAUCGAUUGGAUACAAUACUUGCAAUGUUGACUAACAAAAAUGAGAUACCUGUGGACUGAUGAAUAGUAUCACUAUUCUUCAAGAUUUAUGUCAAGUUGUGAAAAGACAGUCAUUAUGAAACAUUAUUACAGACAUUGUGCCCUUGACUUUUGUAAUUGCAUAUAUGGGUCAGCAAGAAACUUUUUAAUUCCCACUCUGGGAUGCUCAAUUUCAACCCUGG